AUGGCGACUAUAAAGCCAAAGUUGAAGGUGCUGAAAAAGCGCCGCUCGAGCCUUUUUGCAACCAUAAAGCGGGAAAUUAGUUUUUCUCAAAGCAUUGAAGAUCAGGAGUGCGAGUUCCCUUUUUCGCAGGACAGCUCGGUGAAACCAUGGACGUCUAUGGACAACCUUGAUGCUCCUGAUGAGAAACAAGAACCAAAAAAAGAACCGAAAAAAGAGGCUCAGAACCCAAGGAAAUCAAACUUCGUCAAGCUUAACGUGGGUGGAAGGGUGUUUCAAAUCCCGAAACAUUUGGUCCUCCGACACCCAAAAACCAGGAUAGGUGUCCUUGCCCUGUGUGAUGAUCCAGUCAAGCGACUGACGCUGUGUGACGAUUACAAUGUUCAGAACAACGAGUUCUUUUUUGACAGGGACCCCAGGUUUUUCCACUACAUUUUCCACUUCUACUGCAGUAAUGUCCUGUGGGUGAUGGAUAGCCUUUGUCCUAUCAACUUUGAGCAAGAGAUGUCAUUCUGGGGCCUGAAACUGAAGGACACUCCAAGGUGCUGCCGUAUUUUGUUUGAGGAGAAGGUGGAUGACAUUCGAGAUCAACUCAAGGUCAACCAGGAGCUUAUUGAUGAGAUUAAACCUCACCAGGACGAAGUAGGUUACAAGGUCAUGUUUCUUGGAAACUUUCGGAAGGCCCUCUGGGACUUGAUGGAGAAUCCCUACUCCUCGCUUUCAGCCAAAGCAUUUGCUGUGUUUUCCAGCCUCUUUGUACUUAUCUCCAUUGUUGCCAUGACAAUGAACACAGUGAAAGAACUCAGGGAGUACAAGCUCGGCGGCAGAACCUACAUGGAGUGGGUGGAGAUUAGUUCAAUCCUGUUCUUCACGGCUGAGUACUUUUUGCGACUAUUCACCACAUCCGACAUCAAGCGUUUCGUGAAGAGUGCCCUCAACUUUGUGGACAUUGUGGCUGUCAUGCCCUACUUCUUACAGCUCAUGUUCGAAACGUUUUUUAUAGAUGCAGAGGACAUGAGCGCACAGGAAGAUUUGAAGACCAUGGCAAGGGUCAGUAAAGUCAGCAAGGUGCUCAAGGUUGUCAAGCUGAUGCGCAUCUUCCGUAUCUUGAAGCUCGCCCGUCACUCCACCGGCAUGAGGGCCUUUGGUUUCACCAUCCGCCAGUGCUCUGAGCAGGUAUGCUGUCUGUUCCUGUUCAUUGCUAUGGGCAUCUUCACCUUCUCUGCUCUGAUGCACUCUGUGGAGAUGGAUCAGCCUGGGACACCAUUCAGCAGCAUACCAGACGCCUGGUGGUGGGCUGCGGUGAGCAUCUCCACUGUGGGCUACGGAGAUGUCGUCCCCAUCUCCUAUCUUGGCCGCUGUGUGGCAUUUGGCUGCAUCUCGUUCGGCAUCAUCCUCAACGGCAUGCCCAUCUCCAUCCUCUUCAACAAGUUUUCCGACUACUACGCCAAACUGAAGGAGCAGGAGUACACGUAUUCCCACACGGAGCGCACCUUCCAGCUCAAGAAACGUCUGAGGCGCAAAUUUGACAACUGCUAUGAACCACAGCCAGAGGACUCGGAGGACGAGGUCCACUACCGGCCCUGCGAAAGGCAAGGGACCCAUGAGAGCGAAAAGUGA
This is a messenger RNA of Limanda limanda (common dab), 1617 nucleotides long. Its product is annotated as potassium voltage-gated channel subfamily V member 2. The coding region runs from base 1 to 1617 and encodes 538 amino acids. NCBI's taxonomy places the organism in Eukaryota, Metazoa, Chordata, Actinopteri, Pleuronectiformes, Pleuronectidae. The record is from RefSeq and is a predicted model, not a curated record. Gene Ontology annotation, cellular component: membrane; voltage-gated potassium channel complex. Gene Ontology annotation, biological process: potassium ion transmembrane transport; protein homooligomerization. Gene Ontology annotation, molecular function: delayed rectifier potassium channel activity. The transcript is spliced from 4 exons.